Messenger RNA from Homarus americanus (American lobster), 1016 nucleotides. RefSeq names its product glutathione S-transferase 1-like. The record is from RefSeq and is a predicted model, not a curated record. The transcript is spliced from 5 exons. Lineage: Eukaryota; Metazoa; Arthropoda; Malacostraca; Decapoda; Nephropidae. Gene Ontology annotation, molecular function: glutathione transferase activity. The coding region runs from base 43 to 801 and encodes 252 amino acids. Gene Ontology annotation, biological process: glutathione metabolic process.
UUUUUGUUCAUCGGCUGGCAUCUGUACACAAGCACCACACACAUGUUCGGCCGCCUGAGCUGUCUCCCUCCCUCUAUCUCUCAGUGCGUCAGUCGCUUGCAUCUUAUCUCAGUCUACACCGCAAGCACCCCCUCCACCUCCUUCAUCAUGCCCGUUGACCUGUACUACCUGCUCAUGUCCUUCCCGUGUCGCGCCAGUAUGCUCACGGCCAAGGCUGUCAACCUCGAGGUGAACCUGAAGAAACUUGAUAUCUUCUCAGGGGAACAGAUGAAGCCGGAGUUUCUGGCACUUAACCCACAGCACUGUGUCCCUACCCUAGUGGACGGUGACCUGACCUUGUGGGAGAGUCGCCCCAUCUGUACGUACUUGGCGUCCCAGUAUGGUAAGGACGACUCCCUCUACCCCAAAGAUCCCAAGGCCCGCGCCAAGGUCGAUCGUCUCCUUUACUUCGACAUGGGAACACUGUGUCACCGCUUCGGGGAGUAUGUGUUCCCAGUUAUGUUCCGGGGCGAGACAACCUUCAAACCCGACAAACUGGAGAAAGUACACGAAGCACUAGGCUGGUUGGAUGGCUGGCUGGCUGGACACGCCUGGGUAGUAGAGGACAACAUUACCGUAGCAGAUCAUUCCCUGGCUGCUACUGUGGAGACGAUUAAAGCUGCAGAUAUCGACCUGACGAAGCAUAGCAAUGUUGUGAGUUGGUUGGGUAGGUGUAAGGACAAGAUGCCAGGGUAUGCUGAGAUAAAUAUUGAAGGUUGUGUGGAAUGGGGCAAGUUUUUCAGGUCUAAAUGUAACUUGUAAACUUUGUGGAGACUUUUAAUGUGAUCUAUAGGUAAACUUUGUGGAGACUUUUAAUGUGAUCUAUAGGUAAACUUUGAUGUAAACUUUGAUGUAAACUUUGUGGAAACAUUGAUGUAAACCUGGAGUAAACUUUGCGUAAUUUUUGUAAACUCUUAUAAACUUUGGUGUAACUUUGUAUGUCAUGUUACAUCUAGAAUAUACACUAUCUUAAACAA